CACCGCCCCGGCCUCGUUGCCUCCGCCCCCCUCCCAAACCCCACGCCUCAUUAACCCCACGCCGCCUCUCUCUCCUUCUCGUUCUCGUCUCGCGCUGCUCUCCUCUGCUCCCUGACGGCAGCCUCGCCAUGGCCUUCCACUCCUCAAUGCUCUCCUCCUCCCAACCCUCCUCCCAGUUCCACCUUCAACACCACCCGCGGCCGUCCCCGCGCCUCCCCCUCCUCCGCUCCCUCCCUCUCCACCUCCGCCUCCGCAUUGCCAGGCCCCGCCUCCCUCCCCUCCCCCUCGCUGCCCUCUCCAACACCGACAACAUCAUCAACGGCGGAGGCGGCGCCGGAGAUGACGGCGACAACAACAACAACAACGGAGGUGGCGGCGGCGAAGGAGAGGGUUCCGACGACGACGGCGGCGGCGGCGGCAACCGCGGGGAGGCGCUGUUCGUGCUAGCGCAGGCGGGGAGGAAGCUGGAGAGCCUGCCAUCGGACAUGGCCGCGGCCGUGCGGGGCGGCCGCGUCACGGGCGAGAUCGUGCGGCGCUUCGCGGAGCUGGAGGCGUCGUCGCCGCUCAUCCGCUGGCUGCUGCGGUUCCGGGGCUUCAGGGAACGGCUCCUCGCCGACGACCUCUUCCUCGCCAAGCUCGCCAUGGAGUGCGGCAUCGGCAUCAUCGCCAAGAGCGCGGCGGAGUACGAGAAGAGGAGGGAGAAUUUCGUCAAGGAGAUUGACGUCGUCGUUGCUGAUGUGGUCAUGGCAAUAGUGGCGGAUUUCAUGCUUGUCUAUCUUCCUGCACCAACUGUAUCCCUGCAGCCACCGCUUGCAAAAAAUGCUGGAAUUAUUGCUAAAUUUUUCCACAACUGCCCAGAUAAUGCUUUCCAAAUUGCAUUGGCUGGAAGAUCUUACUCAGUUCUGCAGAGGCUAGGAGCUAUUCUGAGAAAUGGUGCAAAGCUAUUUGCAGUGGGUACUGGUGCUUCUCUGGUUGGCACUGGUGUCACCAAUGCACUGAUCAAAGCAAGGAGGGCUGUUGACAAGGAUCUCGAUGACGAAGUUGAGGAUAUUCCAGUUGUAUCAACUAGUAUUGCCUAUGGUAUAUACAUGUCAGUUUCUAGUAAUCUCAGGUACCAGGUUCUGUCUGGUGUAAUCGAGCAGAGGAUGCUGGAGCCUGUACUACAUAACCACAAGCUACUGCUGAGUGCACUAUGCUUUGCCAUCCGAGGAGGGAACACAUUCUUGGGCUCUUUACUAUGGGUGGACUAUGCCAGGAUGAUCGGCGUUCAAAAGGCACAGGAAGAAAUCUAAAGUUCUUUUGUUAUUGACACUGCUGGGAUUUGGAAGUCGCUACCAUGUUCUGCAUGCACCCCGGAGCCUGUUCUUCUCUUUAUAGCUUUAGGAGAGGUUUCAUAUUUGUUCGUUUUCUUUCUUUCUGAAAGAGCAUAUAUCUGUCGAUUUACCCUGAACAUCAUUGUAUUGGUCUUCAUAUCUUGCAAUUUGCAAGCCCAUAUAUAUAGUAUAUAAAUUUGCCUCUUGAAGCA
Brachypodium distachyon (stiff brome) is the source of this 1525-nucleotide messenger RNA. RefSeq names its product protein RETICULATA-RELATED 4, chloroplastic. Bases 129 to 1292 code for a protein of 387 amino acids. The transcript is spliced from 8 exons. The record is from RefSeq and is a predicted model, not a curated record. NCBI's taxonomy places the organism in Eukaryota, Viridiplantae, Streptophyta, Magnoliopsida, Poales, Poaceae.